Messenger RNA from Coregonus clupeaformis (lake whitefish), 2333 nucleotides. Its product is annotated as tubby-related protein 1-like. Lineage: Eukaryota; Metazoa; Chordata; Actinopteri; Salmoniformes; Salmonidae. Gene Ontology annotation, molecular function: actin filament binding. Gene Ontology annotation, cellular component: cilium. Gene Ontology annotation, biological process: protein localization to cilium. The coding region runs from base 381 to 1343 and encodes 320 amino acids. The transcript has 11 exons. The record is from RefSeq and is a predicted model, not a curated record.
AAGCCAAAGAUGAGCCAAAGAAGAAAACUAAAAGCGUGCCAAAGAAAAAGAAAGGUUCAGAUACAGAAGAUGACGACGAUGAUGAUGAGGAAGAGAAUCCACAGAAGAAGACAAAGAAAAAGAUCACAAAGGAAGGUUCUGAAAAAGAUGGCAAGGAGAAGAAAUCCAAAGCUAAAGAUGACAAAGAGUCUGACAAAAAAUCGAAGAAAGACACCAAGAAAAAGGAACCAGCUUCUCUGUUCUCUGUAAAUGGAGAUAAGGAUAAGUCAGACUCCAAGAGCAAGAAGAAAGCAGCCAAAUCGGAUAGUGAAGACAGCGAACCAGAAACCAAGUCCAGCAAAUCAAAAUCAAAGAAGAAGGAGAACGCCAACCCAGCAUCCAUGUUCUCAGCAGGGGGAGACAAGGACAAGGACAAGGACAAGGACAAGGACAAGGACAAGGACAAGGACAAGAAGAAGAAGAAGAAAGCCAAAGCAUCAGACAGCGAUGAUUCUGACCCAGAGGCAGAAAAAGGAAAAAAGAAAAAGGGAAAAGGGAAGAAGAAAAAGGAGGAGAGGCCUCCGUCCCCGGACAUUGAGUUUGACAGCCUGGAGGAGUUUGUUCUGCAGCCAGCCCAGCAGGGGGUGACGGUCAAAUGCAAGGUGACCCGGGACCAGAGGGGCUUGGACAAAGGCCUAUACCCCACAUACUAUCUCCACCUGGACAAUGAAAAGAAGGUCUUUCUACUGGCUGGGAGAAAACGAAAGAAAAGCACAACCUCCAAUUACCUGAUCUCCAUAGACCCCACAGACUUGUCAAGGGGUGGAGAAAAUUUCAUUGGAAAGUUGAGGUCCAACUACUUGGGCACUAAGUUCACAGUGUUUGAUAAUGCACUGCACCCAGACAGAGCUCUACCAGACAUGUCCAACGCUCGCCAAGAAUUAGCAGCCAUUAUUUACGAAACGAAUGUCUUGGGAAUGAAGGGUCCCAGAAGGUUGACCGUUAUCAUCCCAGGGAUGGGCAAGGACAGUGAACGAGUACCCCUCCGACCUCGCAGUGACAACGAUGGUUUACUGAUGAAGUUCCAGAAUAGAAAGUUGGACAAUCUGAUCGAACUCCACAACAAGACCCCCACGUGGAAUGAGGAGACGGCGUCCCAUGUGCUGAACUUCAACGGCAGGGUCACACAGGCCUCCAUCAAGAACUUUCAGAUCGUCCACAGCAAGGAUUUGGACUAUAUUGUGAUGCAGUUUGGACGAGUAGCAGACGAUGCCUUCACUCUGGACUAUAGCUACCCCAUGUGUGCAGUGCAGGCCUUUGCCAUCGCUCUAUCAAGCUUCGAUGGCAAAAUAACCUGUGAAUAAGAGGAAACCAUAUAGGCUCUGGUGCUUCCUUAAGCUGCUGCAACUCCUUAUUGGCAUACUACAGAUGCCCACUACCAGAAAGAAGAAUAUCCUUCACCAUUCCUCAACAUCAGUGCAAGGUACAUAGAAGCAUUUCAUAACACAUGGACUGCCUCAGGGAUUGUUUUGUUUGUUUGUGUCUCAUUGCAAUGAUAAUCAUGAGCUGACGGAUGUGAGUGGAUGCUGAUGCUUCAUGCAAGUCUGAGCAGCGGAGCUUUGGUGUGCUUUGGCAUUACACCAUUUCAGUGUUGGGGGAUGAAAGUGACAUCUGAAGAGUGAGAGCCUAUCUUCCACCUACAUCAAUGAUUUUAUAGCAUAGUACAUGUCCAAUUUUCAUUCAUUCUGUUGCUUUUAAUUUGGAAUGCAAAUCCAGUAAUGUGUAAUCUAUUGGUUAAAAAUAAACUGUGUCUACGUGUGUCUAAUUCAUUUCAAAACAUGUCAAAGUAUAUUUAUUUAGUACUACUUGUUAUUAUUAUUUUUAGGGUUAUGUUUGUUUCCAUGCAUUAUUUCCAGAUUAUGAAAUUGACUUCAUUUUACAAAUUAGAGGUUUCAUUGUGAACAGUUAAAAGGCAGAGGUAUGAGGCAAUAUGCUUUUAUCAUGUGACUGUGGACAGUCACAUGUGUUUCUCUAAUCAUCUUAUUUGCUGUUCUCAUUCCACUCAAGCCACAAUGUUGUUGUUGUUCUGAUACCUGCUUUUUUAAGUUAUAUGUUCUCUCUUAGGCUAGAUUCUGUCUUUGUAUGAAUCAUGUGGACAAGAGCCUUAUAUUGACAGAUAUUGACAAAUAUAUGGCACUGAUGUGGACCAUUGUUGUUUUGAUAAGGAUAGUUAAUGUAUGUUCCAAAGGUAAACAAUGCAUUUCAGUCUCUUGUCAACUUCUCUUGAAUGAAAGUCAAAGUGCCGGCUUGAAGAUAACAUGCUCAAAUAAUAAUGAAUUAAUUAAUCUGCAAAU